GACCUGUUAACUCAUUGCUGAUUUCCUUAGCAAAUAAACCAGCAGCUGCAGGUCCAAGCCCUGGCUUAGUGCAGAGAAGGUGGCAUUUGUGUGGGACAGGAUGCUUUCAUGGAGCCCUUUAGCCAACUUAUUUUGGGACUUACAGUGCAAACUGUAUUUUCUGCUUGUAGGGAUUUGUUCUGCCUUAAAACUGACAGUACCAUCUCAUACUAUCCAUGGUAUUGAGGGGCAACCACUUCAUCUUUCUGUUGACUAUGAUUUCAAUGCUACAGCUUCUGAAAUCCAGAUAAUUUGGCUUUUUGAGAGGUCUCAAAGUAACCCAAAAUACUUGCUUGGCUCUGUAAAUCAAAGAGUAGUUCCAGACUUGGAAUACCAGCACAAAUUCACCCUUGUACCACCAAAUGCAUCUUUGAGGAUUAAUCCAUUGCAUCUCAGUGAUGAAGGCAACUACAUUGUAAAAGUCAAUGUCCAUGGAAAUGGGACCAUAGCUGCAAGUGAAAAGAUUCAAGUAGCUGUUGAUGUUCCAGUCACAAAGCCAACCGUACAUACUGAACCAUCUUCAGGAGUAGUGGAGUAUGUAGGGAAUAUUACCCUAACAUGUACUGUGGAUAGAGGUACAAGGGUAGCUUACCAGUGGAUGAAAAAUGGGAAGCGUCUUCAUGCUGGCCCUAAUUAUACUUUUUCAUCAAACAAUGCUACAUUUCUAAUUGUUCCUGUAGUAAAAGAAGACAUUGGGAAUUACAGCUGUCUGGUAUCUAACCCUGUCAGUGCAAUGGAAAGUGAGAUAAUUGCACCAACCAUAUAUUAUGGGCCUUAUGGACUUAGAGUCAAAUCAGACAAAGGUCUGAAUAUAGGAGCAGUGUUUACAGUUGACGUGGGGGAAGUUGUACUGUUUGCCUGCUCAGCAGAUUCAAAUCCACCAAAUACUUAUUCAUGGAUUCAAAGGGAUGACAAUAACACUCAAGUAAUCAAGUAUGGACCCCAUCUGGAAGUUGUGUCUGACCAAGUGGCCCAGAAGACAAUAGAUUACAUGUGCUGUGCUUUCAACAAUGUGACUGGGAAACGAGAUGAAACUCACUUCACAGUUGUUGUUAUGUCUGUAGGGUUGGAAAAGCUGGCCCAGAAAGGAAAAUCUUUGUCUUCUCUUGCAGUAAUAACAGGAAUUUCAUUAUUUUUGAUCCUAGCUAUGGUCUUUUUAUUUCUAUGGAAAAGAUAUCGGCCACAUAAAGUGAUACAACAGAAGCUACAGAGCAGGACAGAGGCUGAUUACAGAAAGGCACAGGCAUUUUCAGGACAUGAAAGUGCUUUGGAUGAUUUUGGGAUAUAUGAGUUCAUCACUUUUCCAGAUCUUACCAGUGGUUCUAGGGUUUCAAGUCAAUCUGCUCCUGGCCCUGACUUUGUCACAGGCCAGGAUAUGCUAAGUACGGUUUAUGAAGUUAUUCGGCACAUUCCUGAGCAGCCACAACAAGACCACCAACAAUGUAUAUGAAGAUACAGGAAGAGGAAAUCAAAGCAUCUGAAAAUGCCAAAGCUGCUGCUUCUUCUUUAUAAUAUAUUGAAGGAAAUGCCAACAACUCCAAGAGUAGCAAAGGCUUAUGCCACCUUGUUUUAAAAUAGUAGUUUCUCUUCAGAGUGACAAUCCCCUUCCUUGGGGUGCUCCAAAUUGCCCAUUUCUUAAUUCUUUUUUCUUUUAUUAAAGUAAUAAUUCCUUGGAACAUAUGGAUAGUUUGAAUUACUUUUUUUUUUCCUUAUUAGUGAAUGGACAGACAAAGGGAUAGCUUAAAAAAUGCACUAUAAAACCUUUUUUUAAAAAACAAUUGGCAGGGGCACAAGGAUUCUGGUCCAAGAUGCUGUCCAUGCUUUUUUUAUUUAAAAAAUAAUAAAAAAUAGCAAAUAGGUUUUAUAUUUGGGUUGACUUUCACAAGAGAAGACGUCCAUACUGGCAUGAAAAGUGAUAAAUGCAGUAUGUCAGAUUGCAAAAUACAUUUGGGGUUUAGAAUAAAGUCAUUCUUUUAAGUAAUUUAAUGUGACAUAAUUUUCAAGCAUAGAAACAGAUCUGUCAGGCAGUUACAAAACUGUACAUACAUAUAUUAUUCAGAAUAAUGUGUCCUCAUUGAAUUCUGUUUCCUUUGCAUUUGAACUGGUUUUCUAUUUGUUGCUGAAUAGCCUGCUUCUUAUUGACUAGGAGAGUAAGUAAUAUUCAACUUUUUUUCAAAAGCUGCAGAAAGUUCAGGCUAUUUGUACAUUAAAACAAUUCUCCAGUGCAAAUGAAGCCAAUCUUACUCUGUUUGAACAGUGUGCUACAAGUCCCUUUGCAAAUAGAAGAAUACUCUUCUAGAAGCUUCUGUUAGCUGGCUUCUGAAUCCUGCAGGAAAAUUCACUAUUAUUUCCACAGGGUCAGCUAUUAGUUAGUGUCAGCUGCAGUCAGGGAAAAGAGGAAAUAUGAACUGAAUUAAUCUAAACGAAAAAAAAGUUACUUCAGGAACAGUUAAUUGUGCAGAAAAUCAUUACUGUGAGUAAUGAGAAAGGAUACAGUGUGUCCAUCCUUUAAGACAGGCUGUAUGGUAUUAUUCAAAGCACUCUCUAUUAUGAAAAAUAAUUUGCACAAAUUAAAAAUAACCUCUUUAAUCCAUAUUUACUAAACAUUCUUCCUGUCUCCAUCUUUCAAAGACAAGGGAAAAUAGCAUGGUUUUAAGUGAGCAUUCUGAUCUUGUGAGGCUGAAAAAAAAGGGAAAAAAACAACUGCACCAGUGCAUGUGAGGAAUAUAGGAUUUGGCACUUCACAGAGUCAGCACAUGAAGCCCAGAUAUGCAAGUAGUCUCAAAAAUAGUGUAUUCACCAGAUUUUCUCCCUAAGAAAUAGCAUCUGACAUGAAGGCAUCAGGCAGAGUCUCUAAGUAGAAACAUUUGGGCAGAACUCUGAAAGACAGAGAAGUUUAGAGUUCCCCAUAAAUUUCUCCAUUGUUCAGUCAGAGCUGACUUCAUGUGUAUUUCAAAUCAAGACAGCUCUUUGGGAUUUACAAAGUCUGAUUUUCACUCUCUUUUCUCCUCUUCUUCUUGCUGGAGCGAUAAUUUUAAUUGCUCUGAAGGGAGUGUGCUGAUUUCUGAAGUGCUUGAGACCAUUGGAUGUCACUGCAGGCCACAGGGCUAGCUACAGGAAAUGCAGAUAAAUUAAGAUAAAGUAGUUUCUCCACCUCUGGACCCUCUGUAUUUAAAACUGCCAGUUGUUUACAUUUUUUAAGCUUUUAUGGGGGAAAAACAAAAGAAGUCGGGUCAGUAUCAGUUCCAUUCUACAUUCUUUUAAGCUCACUUAAGCCCAUGCCUAAGUGCAUUUUGAAGGUCCCAAAACAUUUUGUUUCUGAAUCUGUGCUCGUGUCUCAAUAACAGAUGAGCAAAUUGUUUUGGAUUAAGCCAUUUGUCAAUAAUGUGUGAUGACUUCAGUACCCCAAUACAAAAGUCCACCUUAACAGUCUUGAACUUCUGAAAAGUGCCUGUAAAAAGAACUGUAAAUUUAAUAAAACAAUUUUGUUUAUGCAUCACAUAAUGCCUAAUAGUUCUGUGGGUCCAUGCAUUUUCACUGGAAAGGACACCCAUCAUUAGGUUUGUAAAUAAAAAAAAAAAACCUGCCUGUUGCAAGUAAAGUGUCCCCUAGAGGCCCUGUAUGCAAGUUGUGGCUGCCACAUUCCUACUCUCCACUUACAACAAAAAUUUACAGAGAAAAUCUCAACAGGAAGGGAAAUUUAUUUUACUAUAGAAAGAAGAAAAACUGGCUUAAAAAAUUAUUCUAGCUAUGGCAGCAGAACCAGCUCCACAGAUCGGAAUAUGUUAUUGAAAUAGACAGAGGGCAAACACAGGCAAGUCAUCUUCUGCUUAUAAUAUAUUGUUCUCAUCUGUUUUGUUUCAUUGUGUCUUGUGUAUUACUGACUGUUAACCAAAAAUACACUGGCAUAAAUUCCUAUUGAAACUGUGCUCAUUCUUUACUGUUCUUCCAAAAUUUGCACAGUGCAUUGAGCUACUUUCGGUGGGGAAAUCCAUUUGGUGGAAGUAUAAAAAAAUAAACUAUAAGGAAAAAACAAUUCUGAAAUGUCACAGAAGCUUAAUGGAUGACAAAGAAAACCUUUGCAUAUUGUACACUUGUCUCUUUCUCACUGGUACCACAACAUUCAAAAGAGAUUGAUAAGCUUUUAUUUAUUGAUGUAAAAUCUAUUCCGAAUUUUACCAAAACCAAUGGAGUGUGUGUCCAUUGAACUAGAUGAUGCAUACACUGGGUAGUUCAAAUAUGAGAUGGGGAUAAAGAGAAAGCAGUGUGAAAUGGGACAGGAAGGAAUUUUUAAAAUCUUGUCUCUUUUUUUUCCCCCAAUUCCUUUCGGUGGAGGUUUUUGCCAUUUCAUUUGCCUGCCUGCUGAUGAAGGUCAAGAAUGACUUUCUUUGAUGAAGUGAAGCUGUGGACUUUGAGAUCAAAGGCCAUCAGUCUAUAUUCCACAGUCCUUUAAGACUGCAGCAAGAUCAAGGAGGCUUUGGCAGCAUUAGAAGAAGCACUGCAGCAGGCUGAGGGAGACGACCCUUCCCCUCUGCACUGCUGAAGCCAAACCUGGAGUGCUGAGUCCACUCAGUGCUGGGCUCUCCAGUACAAGACACCAGAGCAAUCCAGCAAAGACCCACAACAAUGAUGAGGAUCAUCUGACAUACAAUGGUGAGUUGAGAGAGCUGGGAUCUGAAGAAGAAAUGCCUCAGGGAGAUGUUACCAAUGUUCAUCAUUAAAGAAAAACCUUUUAUACUGUCAAGGUGGUCACAGACUUCUGCCCUGGAGUCUCCAUCUUUGGAGAUAUUAUAAACCCAACUGGAUGCAGUCCCAGCCAAUCUUCUGUAGUUGACCUUUGUACUAAAUUUUGCACUGGACCAUGCCAUAUAAGGAGACAAGCUGGGAUACAAAGCUUAGAAUUACAGAGUAGUUCUUUUAUUCGUGCACAUGAGGCAUCCUGUUCAAAGCAGGACAGGCAUUCAGGUGCACAUUUCACUUACUGCUGCUUAACAAACACACAUUAAUAUUUACUAAUCAUAGUAAAACUUUGCAAAGCAACUACAUUUCUAUGGUGUCAUCAUCCACCUGCUUCUCUAUUGAUCAGAUGCACCCAGUGUCAGUCUUGAUAUACAUACUUAUCUAUAGUGACAGAUGGUGGGAGGGUUUCAAACACAUGUUAGAGAGGCUAGAAUGCUGGGAUUAUCUUGGUUGCCCAGGAGUAUAUUUUAUUCUUCAUGGACAGUGAUUAAAAUUCCAAGAAGAAAAGUCCUUAUCUGAGGAACCAGGUCGUCCUCCUUAAAAUAAGAUGGGGUUCUUUAGUUUGCUUGCUUAAGCAUGACUGUUCAGUGUCCAGUGUAAACUAUACAUAUGUUUUAAAGAAAGUCAAUAUCAUUUUAUAUUACAAAGAUUAAUUGGUAUAAUAGAUAGGGAAUGAGAUUUUCCUAAGAUGCUGCUUUGUGCAAGAGUUGGACCAGAUGAUCUCAAGAGGUGCUUUCCAGCCUGACAUGCUGUGAUUCUGUGAUCUGGGGAGAGAAAUGAUUAGUAGGUAAAUAUCAGCAAAAACAACACUAGCAGUUACAACACAAUCAGUUCAUGUUAUUGUAACAGGAAUGUAUGCUUCCAUUAAACACCUCCUUAAACAUGCAUGGCUAGCUAAGCAACAUAUGAUGGCAAAAUACAAGCACAAUACUUUGCAUGUACCUCCAUGCUUUAUCUGUAGAAAACUGAGUCUUGAAAAGAGGACGCCUCAUUGUUUUAUGAUCUCCGAUUAAAACACUUCUCAAAGUAGCUUUAUUCUUUUUUUAUUAUUUUUUGCUUUACUCAGCUAAAAUACAAUCAGGUAUUUUCUAUGGACUUUCUUCAGUGUUAGCACAAUUCCUUUGGAAAUCUGUCACCAGUAUGGUCCUACAUUUACAUCAUACCUCUUUCUGGGAGCUAGAGGCCAACCGCUUCCCACAGGACAUGGCAGGAGUUUCUGGGAACUAUGCUGGGACAGCGAGAAGGAGAAAGGGAAAGGAGCUAAUGCUAGUGAACAUUAACUUUCUGACUGAUGUGCAAAUUGAUCAUGUCCCAUGUGACUUGUACAUUUCAAGGGGGACUGUUUCCUCAAUGCUGUGUCCUGCAAAAGGCUUCCUGAUUAAUAGAAGCUACUUUCUAGGUAGAUAAAUGUUUGUAUUGAGAAUACUUUUACAUCCAACCAAGUAUUUUUUUUUUAAUGCCCUUGAACAGUCAGUCAUGAUGUAUUUUUGAGUAUAUUCUCUAUUCACACAC
Molecule: messenger RNA, 6291 nt
Organism: Poecile atricapillus (Black-capped chickadee)
Lineage: Eukaryota; Metazoa; Chordata; Aves; Passeriformes; Paridae
Gene: HEPACAM2
Product: HEPACAM family member 2
Exons: 11
Coding region: 101-1489 (462 amino acids)
Source: RefSeq, a predicted model, not a curated record